UACCAGAUUGGUUGUCGAAAACGGGGUGUAAAGCACGCGCAGAACCGAUGACUCCGGUUGUUGCUCUGUAAAUUUGUAAAGAGACAGAAAAAGUGCGAGAGUGUUAUUCGGAAGCCGACAAUUUAUGUAUUUAUUUUAUGUAAUGUAUUAUCCGUGAAGUGAUCGUCCAAAAAUGAAUGGAAAAUAUGCUGUUGUAUCGAUUCGUAAUUGUAAACAAAAAUGUUGAUUAUCAAGCUAUUAACGUACACAAAUACUAUGAACAUGAAGUAUUCGGAAAAGCACAAAUAGAAUUCGUUACCGGGAAAACACAAAUUUCAUCCGGAGAAGGUAUUUUCCAUCUUUUAGUAGGGGUCUAGAAUAACAAAAAAUGAUGGAAGAAAAGAAGGGACCCAGAUUUGGGGGAUCGAAAGUAUCCGAAAUAGCGAACAUUUUCCAAGCAAUGACGCCUGCGCAAAGAGACGAAGUCUUAAAUUCGUCCAGAAAGAGAUACAGCAGCCACAAUUCCACUGAAAAAUUAGAAGCGGAAAGUACAAACAUAACCGUAAUGCGAACCGAAUCACACGUAACAAGAUUCAACAACGCGCGGGCGUUGUUCGAAAAAUUGGGAGAGGAAAAUAAAAAAGACAGGGUGAUACCGUUACAGUCGACCAGAAGCGCUUCGAACAUACUGGAUGCGAGAUCCCGUAGCAGUUCCGCCAACAGCGAAACCAGGGAUACCCGAACACCUUCACCUCCGAAUAACAAAAAUUCGGAAAAACUCAACUUGUCGCCGAAGAAAACCAACGGCGUGUCCAAGGAGACCGAUAGACCGGCGCUGAUGAAAAAACCGGACAAACCCGAGAGAAAAUUCAACAGCAAGGAAUUGAUAGAACGCCAAAGGAAUUGGACGUCGCAUUUUUCGAAAAAUAGAAGCAGUAGGUACAACAGCGACCCAAAUAGGAAUGACGUGAGGUUAGCGGUGAGCAGUGAUAACGACAGAAUCGAAAAUAAGAAUACAGCGGCGACCAGAAGUGCUUCGUUCAGUAGCAGAUUGAAGAGUCCUCCGAUUUCCCCGCCGCCGCCCCCAGUCAGAACUGAGGCUUCCAGGAGGAAGGAUUUCGUACGAAAAGAAAGACCAGCUUCGGUGAUACCAACCACUACCGAUAUUUUUAUUAAAUCGCCGCCGAUCAGCCCGAUCAAAUCUCAAAGGACGAGUCUCGUUGUCGAACCCAAUAACGACGAACCCGAAGAAUUUUCCUCUAAUUUCGACCGGAAGGAGAAAUUAGUGAUCGAUAACGAUGGUUUGUUGUUGGUUUCUCAAAAUGUGGCAGCAAAAUCCCCUUCGGAAGAUAAAGAAACGAGCAGGGACAAUUUAUCGGCUGCCUCGGGUAGUUUAUCUUCCUUAAGUCCCCCCAGUAGUCCCAGCAAAGUUAAAUCCGAACAAGAGAAACAGGAACAAGAAGGAAAUGAAAAAUCUUUUUUGGAAACUACGGAUUCUCAAAGGAUCGAUAAAAAGACUGAAGAACCAGUUAUAUCUAGACGAACGAAAGUUAGCAGUAUCUCUAUUAACAUUCCAGCAGCCGGUUUAGGAAGUCGACCUUCUUCUAUAAUAAGUACGACAACAUCCGACGAAGGCGGUUUUAACGAACCAUCCCCAAAAAUAGAAGCCAAAUUAAGACCCCACGAAGAAUUCCUAUACGAUUUUCCGAUAAACGAAGAUAAACCGUUAGAAUACACUGAUUCCCCAGAAGACGUUAGCGAAUAUCAAGAUUUAACGAUACACGAACCUUGCCAAAAGAAAUUGACGCCUGCGGAAAUCGAAGCUUUAUACGCCGUACCUCAUAAAAAACCUCAAAAUGCCGUUCCUAUCGAAAGUACUUUUUCCGACGAAGACGACGACGACGCUCCGCAUUACGCAGUACCGUACAGAUCUUUCGUUCCUCAACAAAAAUCCACCGAUUCGGAUUCGUCGCAGAUAACGAUACACAGUAGACCGCACAGCGUUAGUCAACAAAAAUCAACGACAUCCACCGAUUCGGACGCUUCCCAAGUGACUGUGAUACCUCAGAGGUCCAUCGAUUCCGACGUUAUGUACCACGACCAAUCCAAAACGGCGACUCAAUCAGUAUUAACGCAACUGGAUUCCCAAGAUAGUUUCGAUAGUAAACCGGUUAGGUUAAGUUGGGACGAAUCGGUUAGUGUCGAUACCAAAAAAUCAGAACCGUUUUUGUUGGUUCGCGAGGUGUUGCCACCGUGUGAUAGGACGACUGUGAGGACGCAGAUUGUUCAAAAAGCCGAGGCGAAUAUUUUGGAUUUGAACGACGUCGAAUACGCCGACGCCAGCGACCAAGAGAACAGUAUCGGAGAAGAAAACGUACCGGAACCUGACGCCAUGACACUGGAUGAAGCCGAUAAUUUACUUAGCAGCAAGAUUUUGGAGAAACAGAGAGCUCAACUUCUUUCGGACGAAGAAGCACAAGAAGUAACAAGACUGUUAAAUUCCAAAGAUGUCAAAUCCGCUAACAAAUGGUGGCCGAACGCGACCAGUUCCUUCCUUCAAGAUUCCAUCACUGGAUCAGUUCAAGAUUCAUCAGGACCGGUAUCGUUAAACGACAGCGUCGGUCCCCCUUCACUACAAGAUGAUAUCAUUAACGAUUUUUCCAACGAACAGAAUCAAUCUACAGACUUAAAUAAAACUAUCAACAAAAGCAAAUGUGUGGAACCUUUAUCCCAAUAUUACGAAUCCAGCGAGAGUUUGGUUUCCGCACAGGAUGAUGAGGAACCAUCCAAACAUGAUACUAGUGUUUCCGCUACUGAUUCAGGACUGAUCGAUUCGGUGACGAGUUUAUCGGAAGGUAACUAUUUAGAAAAAACCGAAGAAGAUUUCGUACCGAAACCGAUCGGCAUCGUGGGCGUCGAACACGGCGUCCAUUAUUACGAAGACGGUCAUUUUUGGAUGGAAGUACCCGGUCUACCGCCGGAAGAAGACGACGACGACGACGACGAAGACGAACUAGAAUUUCCGGAAUACGCACCGAAAACGAGCAAAGUGAAAUUUUCCAAAGAGCCCAUGAAGGUGUAUUCGACGUUUAGUAUAUCCGAUUACGAUCGCAAAAACGAGGACGUAGAUCCCGUAGCCGCUUCCGCCGAAUACGAACUAGAAAAGCGCGUCGAGAAGAUGGACGUGUUUCCGGUGGAAUUGGUGAAAGGAUCCGAAGGAUUAGGAUUGAGUAUCAUAGGAAUGGGCGUCGGAGCCGACGCCGGACUAGAAAAAUUAGGUAUUUUCGUGAAAACGAUUACGGCCAACGGGGCAGCGGCUAAAGACGGCAGGAUCAAAGUUAACGAUCAAAUCAUCGAAGUAGACGGUAAAAGUCUGGUAGGCGUGACUCAAGCUUACGCCGCCAGCGUUCUACGCAACACUUCCGGUUUGGUCAAGUUCAAUAUAGGCAGAGAAAGGGAUCCGGAAAAUAGCGAAGUCGCUCAACUCAUCAAACAAUCUUUGCAGGCCGAUAAGGAACGCGAAGAGAGACGGCAGAGGAUGUUGGAGGAACAGCAGCAACACAGCGAAGCCAGUACCGUUCAACUUACAGGUUCGGCCAAUACGAGCGUCAGCGAUGGCCCUACAAGCCCUAUUGUUAAUCAAGAGGGUCUGUUCGAUCACGAACAGGAUAAUGUCGAUUCCCUCAGAACUCUAUUGAUCGAACUGAUGGAGCAGAAUGGAGUGAAGCCGGACGAUUCGGAAAAAUUCGAACAAGCCACCCAAAAAUUAAAAGAAACCGAACGGAGUCUGUUGACGGCCAAAAAGGAAAUCCAGACCUACCAGAACAUGUUGGAGCAAUCCCAGACCCAAUACCAAGUGCUCGAAAAGAAAUACAACAGAGCCAAACAUUUAGUAAAAGAAUUCCAACAGAGGGAGCUCGACAUGCUGCACAGAGAAGAUUUCUACCAACAGGUGUUGCAAGAAAAAGACACCGAAUACAAUUCGUUGGUGAAAAGUCUGAAAGAUAGAGUUAUAGCUCUCGAACAAGAGCUAUUGGAUACUCAAAGGAAAGCCGGUUUACCUAUGAUGCUACCGUACGAUAAUAUCAACGCGAAACAAUUAACGCCCCAAAUGUCGCGUAGACAACCGCCCAAACCUCUAUUCAAAUCCCUCCAACCGGACUUUUCGGAUACGGAAAUGUCGGACGCCAGUCCGGACGACGAUAAAACCGCCACCGUCGAAAGGAAAUUACCGAUCAAAGAGGAAUUCGACAGAGCGGUACCGCCGCACGAAUUACUCGACAUAUCGGCGAGUAAAAGUAAAGCGGAACUCGCCAAUAGAGGAGCGCUAGCUAAUAGGCAAUUACCGAGCGUCAAAAAAGGUUCGUUGAGUAACAGUAGUUCGGAUUACGGUUUGGACGAAAGUUACAAUUCCUCCGACGAAGUAACCGAUUCGGUAUUCGCUUCAUCGCAAUCUAACGACGUCAAACAAUUGAAAUCGUCGAAUACGACGCGUCCGACGUCGUUUACCAGCGCUACGCAACAGUACGUUCAAUCGCAAUACGUAACGGCGCAACAGAAGAAUCAAAAUGGCGCACACUACGCCGUUCAAUAUACGCAAGUACAAAAAACGACUCAAUACGUUAUGAAUCAAAACGCGUCGACCAACCAAGCUUCCGGCGGCGUGGUAUACGCCAGUAUCCAAAAAGAACCCAGUCCGGAUCCGUGGCACGACAACAGAACCAACAAUAUGGCGGCGGUUUGUCCGCCGCCCAGUUUGGCCGAACAACUAAAACAGGUGUUGGCGGAAAGGGAAAAGAGACUCGGCGGCGAUAGCGCGACUAGUUCGACCGACGAACUCAACGACAGAUCGAAAGAUGAUCCGGCGCAUCACCUGUUGGAAGAGAUUCGACAGGCGGUGAACGAGGCCAAUUCUAAAGUAAAGAAAGUUGUUCCCGUUACGUUAUCGCCCCCAGGUAGCACCCCUUGGCAACCUCAGACUCAGAACACGUCGCCGACUCCGCCGUCACCGUCUAGUCUAUCGUCCGGUUCGGUGUCGCCUUCGAGACACGAUUCCUCUUGGGUAAACACCGAUCUCAGUUUAUCUUCUUGUAGUAUAGCGAGCGAUAAAAGAGGGCAGCACUACUGGCAAUCCACCCCGAUACUCGAUUGGUCCAAGGAUCAAGUGUGCAGUUGGUUGAUGGCGAUCGGUAUGGAACAGCACGUUUCGAAAUUUGCCGAAUUGCAAGUUAACGGAAGCGCGUUGUUGCUAUUGAGAUCGGCGGAUUUCAAAAUUUUGGGUAUAACCAGCGACGACAAAAGUAGAUUGAAACGUAAAAUCAAAGAACUCAAAUUGCAAGCCGAAAAGGAGAGGAAACAAGUGGAACGCGACCGAAAAGAAAAGGAAAAAUUGCAGAAGAAGGCCGAAAAAGCGAAUAAGAAAAAAUAAUUUUCGUUUAAUUUGACUUCGUAAACGAAUUUGGUUGAUAUCGAGGUAUCAAUAGUGCCAUAAAUUCGAUCGUGGUGAUUUGACGAUCGAGUAUUCGAAUCGAGUAACAAACAGUAUUCUCGUUACGACAUUUUUAAUACCGUACCAUUUUUUCUGAACAUUUUUUGAUUCCCCCUCGUAUAUACACAUUUUCCAACAGAAUUGCGACAAUAAUCUAUAUCUACUUUUUGUUUUCAUUUAUUAACAAAAAGAAAAGAAUUGGAAAUGGGAAAUAAUUAUUUCUAUUCCGUAAAAGUAGUUUCGAUACACCCUGUAUGACAAAAAAUAUAUAAUACACACACAUAUAUACAUAGAUAAUCGUUAUAAAACAAUUUUUUUCCCAAAAAUUCAAACGUAGAACCAUUUUUUUUUGAUAUUUCAUUAUAAAUACAGGGAGGAAAAUAAAAUACGAGUAAAAUUUGUACAGUGUGUUUAUAUAUGUGGGUAACUUUCUUAUUAUCAAGUUUUAUAAAAAAAGUUAUUCUUCAUAAAAUGUUCUGCAUGAUUUAAAAUUUGGAAUUCAAUUAUCAAAUAUUAAAAUUUAGUAGUCGUAUACGGGGUUUGUUCGAAAAUAUGGUUGUUUUUAACAAAAUUGAAAAUUGUUCGGAAAAAAAUUUUUAGAAUCAAAUAUUUGUUAUUUAUUUUGAAAACUAUUCAAUACGACAUUUUCUCUACGGAAUUUGAGUUUGGAAGAUUCGUUUAAUUAAUUUAGGGAUGCAUUGACUUUUUUAGCACGAUGUAAACACCUUUUUUAGAAAUUCCCUCGUAGUUUUUUGGAAAAUGUUGAAAAUAUCGCAGGAAUGAAAACUGGAGGAAAAAAUGUACCAGCAGACAAAAUGAAUACAUUGAAAAUUUGAAAACAGAAGUUUUCCUGGAAAUUCUUGACCUGCAUGGUUUCCGGAUUUAAUCCCAAUUAAUUUUUUUUGUGGAAAUAUCUAAAGAAAAUGGUAAUUUCGAAAAAAAUAUGUUUUUACUAUUGAUAAACAACUAUUGGAUAUUAAUUUUUUUUAAUAAUUCAGUUUUUUUGUUGUUUUUUGAACAAAAAUAAGAUUUUUACGGCGAACCUCGUAUACAAUUUCUUGAUUUUGAUAUGUGUCGAUUAUAUUUAAAGUUUUGGAUCGUGUAGAACAAAUUCUAUGAUUUUUCAUAGAUUUCUAUUAAUCGACUUAUUAUUUUUCGACAAACCUCGUACACGAUUUUUCAAAAAAAUUUAUCUGAUAAUUUUUUAUACAAAUUUUAUGAAAUUUGCGCCUAUUUAACUGGAAAUUUUUUCCAAAUUAAUAAUAACAAACAAAAAUCGCAUUUUUAUACAAAGGUAGGUCAAAAAGUGACUGAACUUGACUGGAAAUUAGAAAAACUGCGUUAUUUAGUUUUUGUUGGGCAGUUAUCGGUACAAACACAUUUUGGGGCGGUCAUUAAAUAUCAUUUACAGAAAAAUCAUUCUACAAAACAAAAUUAAACUUGAUUCGCAUGAUAGUAAGUUUGCACUUUUUAGUUUUACCCUGUAAAUGUUAAAGUAUGACUUUUGUUGUAGAUCAAAUUUAAAUACUUUCACAAAAUAAACCGUUUUUCAUAGAAUUAAUCAUUUUUCUAUUUGGAAAUUCCACCAGAAACGUCAAAUUAUACAAAUUUUUUAAUAAACCUCGUAUACUACUAAAAAAAAAUUAUGUUUGUUAAUUUUGUAUAGAAUUCCAUUUUUUUUCUAGAAACUUUUUUUCUAAUACAAAUAAAAAAAUUCUCAUUACGAGCUCAUUAUUAUACAGAGGUAGAUCAAAAAGUUUGUGAUUUUCUGGUUGUGUGACUGCGUUUUUCAGUUUAUGUUGGGCAGUGAUUGGUACAAAUACAUUUUGGGUGAUCAUUUAAUAUCAUUUUUAGGAAAAAUCGUUACUAAAACCAAUAUUAGACUUGAUUAAUUUAAUGGAAAAUUGGCAUCUUUCAAUUUCACCCUGUAAAUAUCAAAAUACGUUUUUGAAUUUUUUUAAAAAUCAUUAUUAGUUGUUUUUAUACAAAUUAUAUCAUUUUUUAAAAAUUUAAUUAUUUUCUUAUUGAAAAUUUCACUAAAACAUCACAGAAUACAAGAAAGAUAUGAAAAUUUUUCGACAAACCUCGUAUAUGACCUAAAAAAUUUUAUAAUUUUGUAUAGAAUUUUAUAAAAUUCGCAUUUAUUCAACUAGAUUUUUGUUUUUUAAUUAAGAAUAGAAAAAAAUUCUCAUUACCAGCUCAUAUAUUAUACAGAGGUAGGUCAAAAAGUUUGAGACUCACUCGUUUCUUAACUAAGUUUGACAGACGUUCAACUAAUAUCAAAAAUUUGCAUUAUUCAAUUCAUGUUGAACACAUUGAAUAUCAUUUUAAGCAAAAUCAUAAUUAAAACCAAAAUUUGAUACUAUGGAAAUGUUGCAUCUUUCAUUUUCACUCUGUAUAUAUCGAAAUAACAUUUUUUAUUUUUUUCUGCGAAUCAUCAUUAGCUAUUUUUACAAAUUACAUCAUUUUCAAUUGAUUCAAUUGUUUUUUCCCAUAAAAAUAUUAUUCAAACCAUUAAAUUUUUCGACAAACCUCGUAUACGAGCAAAAAAAAUUUUGUAUAGAAUUCCAUAAAAUACGCAUUUAUUCAACCAGAAAUUUUUUUUAGGGUAUUAAUGAAAAAAAAUCGCAAUGAUAGUUUAUAUUUUAUACAGGGGUAGGUCAAAAAGUUCGUAACUAAAAAAGAGUUGUUCAGUUAUUUUGAGCAGUGAUUGGUACAAAUACAUUUCGGGGUGGUCAUUAAAUGUAAUUUUAACUAAAAUUAUCAUUCGAAAAAUGGAAAAUGGAAAAUUUCCAACGUUAAUAUUUCAAACUACUUAUAGUUUUUGAAUUUUUUUAAAAAUCAUUAUUAGCUCUUUUUUUACAAAUUAUAUCAUUUUUGAAAAAUUUAAUUAUCUUCUUUUUGAAAAUUUCGCUAAAACAUCACAGAAUACAAGAAAGAUAUGAAAAUUUUUCGACAAACCUCGUAUAUGACCAAAAUAAUUUUAUAAUUUUGUAUAGAAUUUCAUAAAAUUCGCAUUUAUUCAACCAGAAUUUUUUUUUAGGGUAUUGAAUAUAAAAUAAUAAAAAUAAUAGUUUAUAUUUUAUACAGGGGUAGGUCAAAAAGUUCGUAACUAAAAGAGUUAUUCAGUUAUUUUGGGCAGUGAUUGGUACAAAUACAUUUCGGGGUGGUCAUUAAAUGUAAUUUUAACUAAAAUUAUCAUUCGAAAAAUGGAAAAUGGAAAAUUUCCAAAGUUAAUAUUUCAAAUUACUCAUAGUUUUACCCUGUAAAUAUUAAAAUAACGACGUUUCUGAUUCGUUAUGUAUCAUCUUUGGUUUCAUUUACAAAAUACGCAGCUUUUUAUAGAUUUAAAUAAACACCCUGUAUAUAUUUUCGCGCUUUUAUCUACGAGGGUUUUUAUUUAAACAAAAAAUACCUAAAUAUUUUCUUCUAUGCGCAGUUUUUAUUAUAAUUAAUUUCCAUAUAUCAUUUAAUUUACCCCCCCCACCACCCACUCCCCAUUUCCCCCCAUUUUUUUUGUGUUUAUUUGUUUCCAAUUUUUCUAUUUUCAAACAAAAAAAAUUCGAAUACUGUUUGUUAACGAAUUUAAUUUCCCAACAACCAUUUUCACAUCGCUCGUCAUACCACCCCGAUAUAUACAGAGUGUUCGAUGAAGAGAGUGCCAGAGUAUGUAAUUUUAAUCGUUCCUCGACCUAAGUCACAAUAAAAAAUUAAAAAAAAAAUCACCUCCUUAUACAAUGUGCUCGUUUUAGUAUAGUCAACGUAUACAGUGUGUCCCAUCUAUUAUUACAAAUAAUCAAUAUCAAAAA
Diorhabda carinulata is the source of this 9276-nucleotide messenger RNA. RefSeq names its product neurabin-1 (gene Spn). Gene Ontology annotation, cellular component: dendrite; postsynaptic density; cytoplasm. Gene Ontology annotation, biological process: actin filament organization; neuron projection development; calcium-mediated signaling. The transcript has 15 exons. Gene Ontology annotation, molecular function: actin filament binding. The coding region runs from base 368 to 5407 and encodes 1679 amino acids. The record is from RefSeq and is a predicted model, not a curated record. Lineage: Eukaryota; Metazoa; Arthropoda; Insecta; Coleoptera; Chrysomelidae.